Dermacentor andersoni is the source of this 561-nucleotide messenger RNA. Lineage: Eukaryota; Metazoa; Arthropoda; Arachnida; Ixodida; Ixodidae. The record is from RefSeq and is a predicted model, not a curated record.
GAAGGGUCGAACGAGCGUGCGAGAGAGCCCCGGUCUCAAGAGAGUCGGGGAGGAACUCUGUCUGUCGUAAAGCGUCUAGUAGACGGACGCGUCUACCAAUUAAUAGUGGCAGACAGUGCGAAAGCUACGCGAACGUUUAGGCUGCACAAAGACUCCGAAAGUUGUACCCGUGACGAUCCUGCACUGGUUCCAGAAGACUGUUCCUGCGGAACCUGACAGCAUAUCGCGGUAUUGGCGUGAUGGCUCUCGCACUGGACGCGACGGUGCAUCAGGCGGUCGAGACCAGUGCCGGAGACCUGUGGGAUCUGAGUCAGUUCCUGUGGGCCAACCCGGAGACCUCGCUGAAGGAGGCCACGGCCCACGAGAGGCUCUGCGAUUUCCUUGAGCGCAGGGGCUUCAACGUCAGGCGUCGGUACCUUAUGGACACCGCCUUCAGAGCGGAGUUCGCGGCACCUGGAGGAUUGGACGGUCAGUACGUGCUUCGAGUGACGUUCUCAAGUGCGGCGUAGCUCUUUGCUUUCCGAGCGUGUGCUGGCAGAUUGGUUGCGAAAGCACCUGAAU